This is a messenger RNA of Lottia gigantea (owl limpet), 243 nucleotides long. RefSeq lists its product as hypothetical. The record is from RefSeq and is a predicted model, not a curated record. The transcript has a single exon. Lineage: Eukaryota; Metazoa; Mollusca; Gastropoda; Lottiidae. Gene Ontology annotation, cellular component: microtubule; cytoplasm. The annotation marks the transcript as partial. Gene Ontology annotation, molecular function: GTP binding; structural constituent of cytoskeleton. Gene Ontology annotation, biological process: mitotic cell cycle; microtubule cytoskeleton organization.
AUAAAUUUUGAUAUCUUUCAGCGUGAGUGUAUUUCUAUCCAUGUUGGUCAAGCUGGUGUCCAGAUGGGCAAUGCCUUUUGGGAAUUGUACUGUUUAGAACAUGGUAUUCAACCUGAUGGCCAGAUGCCCUUUGAUAAAACAAUUGGAGGUGGAGAUGAUUCUUUCAACACUUUCUUUAGUGAGACUGGGGCUGGUAAACAUGUUCCAAGGGCUGUAUUUGUAGAUUUGGAGCCGACUGUUGUU